This is a messenger RNA of Triticum turgidum subsp. durum (durum wheat), 3402 nucleotides long. Lineage: Eukaryota; Viridiplantae; Streptophyta; Magnoliopsida; Poales; Poaceae. The record is from the annotation of a GenBank genome assembly.
AUGGAGAGCCCCGUGAAGGAGGAGGUCGGCGGGGAGCUGGCGAUGGAGAUCGAGUCGAGCGUCACGGCCGAGGACUGGCGCCGCGCGCUCUCCCGCGUCGUGCCCGCCGUCGCCGUCCUCCGCACCACCGCGCCGCGCGCCUUCGACACCGAGGUCGCCGGCGCCAGCUACGCCACCGGCUUCGUCGUCGACAAGGCCCGCGGCAUCAUCCUCACCAACCGCCACGUCGUCAAGCCCGGUCCUGUGGUCUCGGAGGCGAUGUUCGUGAACCGGGAGGAGAUCCCUGUGUACCCCCUGUACAGAGACCCUGUACAUGAUUUUGGUUUUUUUCGCUAUGAUCCAGGUGCCAUAAAGUUCCUCAAGUAUGAGGAGAUCCCUCUAGACCCUGAAGCAGCAUCUGUUGGGCUAGAAAUCCGAGUUGUCGGCAAUGACAGCGGCGAAAAGGUUUCAAUUUUGGCGGGAACACUUGCUCGACUUGAUAGAGAAGCGCCUCACUACAAGAAGGACGGGUACAAUGAUUUCAACACAUUCUAUAUGCAGGCCGCAUCUGGAACUAAAGGUGGCUCUAGUGGUUCCCCAGUUGUUGAUUGCCAAGGAAGAGCUGUUGCGCUGAAUGCUGGAAGCAAAUCUUCCAGUGCUUCUGCUUUUUUCCUUCCAUUAGAACGUGUGGUUAGGGCACUGAAUUUGAUACGUGAUUGUUGGGAUGCAUUUGGUAUCAAGUCAGAAUCUGUUUAUAUUCCUCGUGGUACACUGCAGAUGACCUUUCAACACAAAGGAUUCGAAGAAACUCGACGUCUUGGACUGAGGAAUGAAACAGAGCAGAUGGUACGCCUUGUUUCUCCAGCAGGCGAAACUGGAAUGCUGGUUGUUGACUCUGUGGUGCCAGAAGGACCUGCACAUAAACAUUUGGAACCUGGUGAUGUGCUAGUUCACAUCAAUGGGGAGAUUUGUCUCAAAAGGUAUAUUCAUAAGAGAGGUCGGGUAGACCAAACUUGGGAGGAGUCCGUUAAGAGAGAUCUAAAGGACUGGAAUAUCACCAAAGAACUAGCCAUGGACAGGGGUGUGUGGAAGGUUGUAACCCAGUUUCUCGCAAUGGAGACUUUACUUGAUGACAGCGUUGGCAAGGAGGUAAAUUUGCAGAUUGAAAGAGGUGGAGUGCCUUUGACAGUAAAGUUAGAGGUUGAAGAUUUGCACUCUAUAACUCCAAAUCAUUUCUUGGAAGUCAGUGGUGCUGUCAUCCAUCCACUUUCAUACCAGCAGGCUAGAAACUUCCGGUUCAAAUGUGGUCUUGUAUAUGUUGCUGAAGCAGGGUACAUGCUCUCUCGGGCAUCGGUUCCACGCCAUUCAAUUAUCAAAAAGUUUGCGGGAGAGGAUAUUGAAAAUUUAGAUGACCUUAUUGCAGUUAUUUCAAAGCUGUCUAGGGGAGCACGAGUGCCUCUUGAAUAUGUAAAGUACACUGACCGUUAUCGGAACAAGUCUGUACUGGUGACAAUUGAUCAACAUGGUUGGUAUGCGCCUCCUCAGUUAUACACUCGAAAUGACGCAACUGGUCUUUGGAAUGCAAAAUUGGCUAUACCACUCGAAUCUCCCUUUGUAGUUUCCCAUCGUGCUGGCCAUAUGGAUGCAAACUCAAAUUCUGUUUCACCGUUGACUGAAUCAAGUCCUAUGGAUCUCAAAUGCCAGCACGAGUCUGAAAAUACGGCAGAUGGAUGCGUAAAAAUGCAAACAGAUGAGGAGAUUGCCAUAGAUGGAUCCCACUCUGGCGAAGAUUCCAUCCUUGAGAAAAAAAGGCGCCGGGUGGAUGAGGAGAUAGCUGCUGAGGGAACUAUAUCAUCUUUUGGAGAUUUAGAUGACAUGAAAGAUGGCGCAUUGAGGCAUCCUUCCAGUGUGGAAGGCUCCGACCUUGCUCGGACAAUAUCAAGUAAUGCUUCAUUGGCAGAACAAGUAAUUGAGCCAGCUCUUGUAAUGUUUGAGGUGCAUGUGCCACCAAUAUGCAUGCUUGAUGGAGUGCAUUCUCAACAUUUCUUUGGAACCGGUGUGAUAAUAUAUCAUUCUGACUGUCUAGGUCUGGUUGCCGUCGAUAGGAAUACAGUUGCUGUAUCUAUCUCUGAUAUAAUGCUCUCUUUUGCUGCAUAUCCCAUUGAAAUACCUGCAGAGGUUGUUUUUCUGCAUCCUGUUCAUAAUUUUGCACUGGUUGCCUAUGAUCCUUCUGCACUGGGAGCUGGAGCAUCUGUUAUUCGGGCUGCUAAGCUUCUUCCUGAGCCUGCCUUGCGCCGAGGAGAUUCUGUCUACCUAGUUGGGCUAAGUAGAAGCUUACAAGCUACAUCAAGGAAAUCAACCAUAACCAAUCCUUGCACAGCUGUUAAUAUUGGCUCAGCUGACUGCCCACGAUAUCGUGCAAUAAAUAUGGAGGUCAUUGAGCUUGAUACUGAUUUCGGCAGCUCAUUUUCGGGUAUAUUGACGGAUGAGCAAGGAAGAGUUCAAGCGUUAUGGGCAAGCUUUUCCACCCAGCUCAAAUAUGGUUGUAGCAGUUCAGAGGACCAUCAAUUCGUUAGAGGUAUACCAAUAUAUGCAAUAAGUCAAGUCCUUGAGAAGAUAAUCUCGGGUACUCCUGGACCAUUUCGUCUUAUCAAUGGAAUUCGAAGGCCGAUGCCACUUGUCAGACUUCUGGAGGUGGAACUUUAUCCAACUUUGCUUUCGAAAGCAAGAAGUUAUGGAUUGAGCGAUAACUGGGUGCAGGCUCUCGCUAAGAAGGACCCUGUGCGCAGACAAGUCUUGCGGGUCAAAGGUUGUUUGGCUGGAUCAAAAGCGGAAAAGCUUCUGGAACAAGGAGACAUGAUUCUAGCUAUCAACAAGGAACCAAUAACAUGCUUUCUUGACAUUGAGAAUGCUUGCCAAAAGUUGGACCAAUCUAUCGAUUCAGAUGGCCUGCUUAACAUGACAAUAUUUCGUCAGGGAAAAGAAAUUGACCUUAUUGUUGGAACCGAUGUAAGAGAUGGUAAUGGUUCAACAAGGAUGGUGAAUUGGUGUGGAUCCAUAAUUCAGGAUCCUCAUUCAGCAGUGCGUGCACUUGGCUUUUUGCCCGAGGAAGGUCAUGGAGUUUAUGUUGCUAGAUGGUGCCAUGGAAGUCCCGUACAUAGAUAUGGCCUUUAUGCUCUCCAGUGGAUAGUUGAAGUUAACGGGCAACCAACUCCAGAUUUGGAGUCCUUUAUUCAAGUGGUGAAGGGAUUGGAAGAUCGUGAGUUCGUCAGGGUGAAGACCGUCCAUUUGAACGGAAAACCACGCGUGCUCACUCUGAAACAGGACCUCCACUACUGGCCAACCUGGGAGCUCACUUUUGAACCGGAGACUGACACAUGGAAGAGGAGAACAAUAAAGGCGUUGCAGCCAACCGGGGCUUGA